GUUCUGCACUAGAGUCCAAAGUCCAACUGCUGUGAGGUUUUUAACUCCUCUGUUUGUUCUCUCUGCACUUUUUGUCCGUGUCCUUCAGAAGUAACAUGGAGAAGAUCUCUGACUAUCUCUGCAGGUAUAAAAACUACAUCUUUACUGCUGGCAUGACAACUGCAGAGCACAUUGAUUCUCUUCAGAGCUUUGAAAUCAGAGACAGCGAUGUCUUCGUCGUCACUUACCCAAAAUCAGGCACCAUCUGGACUCAGCAGAUCAUCAUCUCCAUCUGUGAGUUGGCCGGGGGUCUUAAUGAAUAUCCAAACAACAUGGAGCAGAUGCCCUGGCUGGAAUACAGAGAGGAUCGACCAGAUUACGCCCUGCGACCUUCUCCUCGGCUCUGCUCUCAUCUGACCCCGAUGCUGAUGCCUCCUGGACUGAAGGAGAAGAAGGGAAAGAUCAUCUAUGUGAUGCGGAACCCGAAGGACAACAUCGUCUCGUAUUACCACUUCAGCAAAGUCGUGACUGUACUAGAUCCCAAGAACCUUGACGAGUUUUUAGAGCAGUACCUGACGGGAAACGUCUUGGGAUCUUCCUGGUUUGACCACAUCAGGGUGUGGCAUUCAAACAAAGACCAGUACAACAUCCUUUUCCUCACCUAUGAGGACAUGAUUUUGGACCUGAAGGGAGCAGUGCAGAAGAUCUGCAGUUUCUUAGGGAAGAACCUGAGUGAAGCUGCCAUCGAGCAGGUUGUGGAAAAAUCUACAUUUAAGAACAUGAAGAAAGACUUGAAGGCCAACUACGAAUUUGUGCCAGAGGAGAAGCUGAAUGGAAAAUUCAUGCGCAAAGGUCAGAUUGGCGACUGGAAAAACACGUUUACUGUGGAACAGAGCGAACGAGUCGACCGGCUGAUUCAGGAGAGACUCGGUGAUCUGAAUCUGAAGUUGAUCUGGGAGUGAACAGAG
This is a messenger RNA of Acanthochromis polyacanthus (spiny chromis), 947 nucleotides long. Its product is annotated as amine sulfotransferase-like. The record is from RefSeq and is a predicted model, not a curated record. Gene Ontology annotation, biological process: sulfation. Gene Ontology annotation, cellular component: cytoplasm. NCBI's taxonomy places the organism in Eukaryota, Metazoa, Chordata, Actinopteri, Pomacentridae. Gene Ontology annotation, molecular function: sulfotransferase activity.